This is a messenger RNA of Rhizophagus irregularis DAOM 181602=DAOM 197198, 609 nucleotides long. RefSeq lists its product as uncharacterized. The record is from RefSeq and is a predicted model, not a curated record. Lineage: Eukaryota; Fungi; Glomeromycota; Glomeromycetes; Glomerales; Glomeraceae.
AUGAUGAUUUCUCCAGAAGAACAUUUGUCUAGCGACUUGAUCCCAGAACUUCUUAUAGAUAAAAUAUUAAAUUUGGAAGAACAUAAUGAUACGAAGGAUAAAGGUAAACUUAGGACAGAUGUCAACUUAAGUAUAUGGACAAAUACAAACUAUGCAUAUUAUGAAGAUGCAGACAUUUUUUCAAUUCAUUUUUUGAGGAAGUAUGAUGUUCUACACGACUAUUGCGAUCAUAUUGGCAACCUCCUCAUCGGCUAUGUUCUUGAUAACAAGAUCAUUUCGAUUGAAAUAUUUGAUGCGUCAACUUUUCUGUAUUGUCAUUUAUUCGAUUGUAACGAGAGGAUAGAUGAUAAGCGGCCCUUAUUUCUUUACUCUAUCUAUUAUGAAGAUCGUAACGAGUUAAGCGUUUAUUUUACUGGUUAUCCGCCUACAACAAGAUUACAAAGUAUCGAGGUAGAAAAGGAUGUUCUUAUGCAAAUAAGUGAUAAUGGUAAACUUGUUGCUCUAUUAAUUCGUAAUGCGAAGGAUAGAAUAGCAAGAGAAAUUUCAAAAGAAGACAGGGAGAAACUUAGGGAAGAAUUUAAAUUGAGGCAUUAUCACUUAAAUCAUUAA